UGUCCCCGCUGCAAACUUUCCGCCCCAGGCGGAAGCAGGAACUGGAUGCAGAGCCGGAGCCGCCGCCGCCGGAGAGAGAGUUCUCUGGGUGGCUGAGCCUGCCAGGGUGUCACCUUCUACUUCUGGGGGCCACGAUGCUUCCCACGGAAGACUGCAGCUGGCUGUACACCCUGGUGACCCUCAGCCUGCUGACCCUCCAGCUGUCGGCUGGCCAAAAGUGCCUGUCCCAGAGCCUGGAGGACGUGGUCAUUGACAUCCAGUCCUCGCUUGCCAGAGGUAUCCGGGGCGAGGAGCCCACCCAUGCUGCAUCUCAGGCAGACUGCCUCCGUCGCUGCUGCGCCACGAAAAACAUCGCAGGAAACAAAGUGUGCAAUCUGAUGAUUUUUGACGCUCGAAAAGCAGAGGGACAGCCCAACUGUUACCUGUUCUUCUGCCCCAGCAAGGCGUCCUGUCCCCUGAAGCCGGCGGCCGCCGGACUCCACACAUACAGGCUCAUCCCCGAUGACCACGCAUGGCCGGGAGCUGCCUUGCCACACCAAGAGUUGACAGCAAACAGGGCCUCCCCUGGCCCUGAGGGGACCCCAGGCACCGUCACCCCCUCUCCCCGGGAGCCCACCCGGCCCUGGGGAGGAGGUGUGCCUUCUUGGACCCUCAAAGCCUCAGACCCAGCUGGGGCCACUUCCCCAGCCAGCAGCUCUGCCACCCCAACACCUGACUCCGGAGUCCCACAGAAGCCCCCCGUCCCCUCCCAGCCGGUGUCUGCGGGUUUUCCACGUGCGGGGACUUCCUUCGUGGUUCCUAGUACUGUCUUCCCUGCGCCUGCAGAGGCCCAGGGAGCCAUGUCCAGGCUGACCACAAGCCGGGGACGCGCGCCGGCCCCUGCCAUGCUCUCCCUGUCCGCGACUGCCAUCACGGCCACGGCCUGGGGACUCGGGGAGGACAGGGGGCGCCCCGCCACCCCCGCCUCCCCCUUGGAGAGGUGGCUGCUGUUGGGGACCCUGCUGUCCGGUGUCCUGCUGCUGGCCCUGGGCCUGGUCCUCUUGGGCAAGGCGCUGCUCCACGCCCUACGCACCAGGCCCUACUCGCGCCUCGACUACCUGAUCAACGGCGUCUACGUGGGCAUCUGAGGGAAGCCACAGGAAGCCUGUCAUGGACCAGCCAGGGGAAGGCCACCCACAGGUCUUCUCCCCUUCCCUUCUCUUCUUGACCUCUUCUCUCCUCCCUCCUCUUCUCUUUCCCU
Molecule: messenger RNA, 1240 nt
Organism: Dipodomys ordii (Ord's kangaroo rat)
Lineage: Eukaryota; Metazoa; Chordata; Mammalia; Rodentia; Heteromyidae
Gene: Mansc1
Product: MANSC domain containing 1
Exons: 5
Coding region: 135-1127 (330 amino acids)
Source: RefSeq, a predicted model, not a curated record